AUGGAGACAACAACACACAAGCAGGCGCGGGAGGCGGUCGACCUCGCCGCCGGAGGCUGCGGAGAGGAGGGCUCGCCGCAGGCCGACGCCAAGAGGCUACGGCCGCAGGACCUGCUCGACAUGCUGGAGGACGACACCGACACGGCCGCGGUCGGCGACCUAGCGUCGGUCAUGCGGAGGGCCUCGGACGACGAGCUGGGGUUGCCGCCGUCGGGCGCCGCCUCCUCUUCGGAGGAGGAGGCUGGGCGCGCGGGGGCGCCGAAGCUCGCGCUCGACGGCCAGAUCUGGGCCUUCGAGGGUGGAGGCAUCCUUUCGUUCUUGGCCGGCGGCGGCAUGGACUGGGCAGCGGUUUCCGGGUCUCCGUCGUGGGGCGCGGCGGCGACGGACCCCGGCUCGACCAUGCUGUCCUUCGCAGGCCUGUCCUCCUCCGCCACCGACGCCGAGGUGCGGCUCCAGGAUUUUGUCGCGGGUCGCGUGGAAGUGGAAGCGACGGCUGCGAGCAUCACGCACGGACGGGGAAGGCGAUAG
Zea mays is the source of this 528-nucleotide messenger RNA. RefSeq lists its product as uncharacterized. Lineage: Eukaryota; Viridiplantae; Streptophyta; Magnoliopsida; Poales; Poaceae. The transcript is spliced from 2 exons. The coding region runs from base 1 to 528 and encodes 175 amino acids. The record is from RefSeq and is a predicted model, not a curated record.